AUGUCGCGCACCGCAGCACAACACACCGCACCCGCCCCACAGCCCAGCGCGCAAUCAGCUAACCAUGAAAACUGCCUUGAGGAAGGGCGCUUCCCGAGAUGCUGGAAGGAGGGGCGAUUGUGCCUAUUACGCAAGGAGGGGCGACCACCAGACUCCCCCAACGGCUACCGCCCCAUCGUGCUGCUGGAUGAGGUCGGGAAGCUAUUUGAGCGAAUUCUGGCCUCCCGUAUUCAGCGGCACCUAGUGGAAACGGGCCCGAAUAUACAUGCUUGCCAAUUCGGGUUCCGCAGAGGACGGUCCACCAUAGACGCUGUAGCCGCUCUGAGGGACUUCGGGGUGCUAGCAGCCAGCCAGAGGGAGGGAGUGGUUGCGGUGUCACUAGACAUCGCAAACGCAUUCGGGUCCCUACCCUACACCGUCAUUGGUGAGGCACUCCGUUACCAUGGAGUACCCCGUUAUCUGACGCGCGUGGUGGAGCAUUACCUGACGGGGCGGGUAGUGCUUUAUGAGCAGAGGGGUGUUCGGAGUGCGAGGGCGAUGACAUGCGGGGUUCCCCAGGGCUCUGUGCUGGGUCCCCUUCUGUGGAACCUCGGCUACGACUGGGUGAUCCGAGGGGUGCAGCUUCCCCGCAUGAUCACCGUGUGCUACGCGGACGACACACUGGUGGCCGUACGGGGAAAGGAGCUGGACGAGCUACUCAGGAGGGCGGCGGUGGCGACCGAGCUUACGGUGCAACGCAUAAAACUCCUGGGGCUACGAGUCGCCCUGCCAAAGACCGAGGCCAUGGUCCUCGGACGGACGAGAGGGUGGGGACAGUUGCCGGAGGGCACUUCAGUCAGGGUGGGAGCGGUAUGCCUCCUCGCCAGCACUCCACCCUGGGAGUUGGAGGCAGAGGUACUAGCGGAGAGAUACCGACUGAGGGCAGAAGCCAGAGGGCGUGACGAGCUCCCGGACGCGGAGGAGGCCGAAAGAACGUCAAGAACAGCCGCGGAGCGCCUGCGUCAGAGGUGGAGGGUUACCUUGGAGGAUAGCCACUAUGGAACCGGAACUAUAGAGGCUAUUCUCCCAGUAAUGGACAGGUGGGUUGAUCGGAGGAAGGGCGCCCUGACUUAUCGGGUCACGCAGAUAGUGUCCGGACACGGGUGUUUCGGACACUAUCUGCAUAAAAUACAGAGAGAACCGCGGCCUCAGUGCCACGAGUGCGGUGUGGCGGACGACACGGCCCAACACACUCUGGAAGAGUGCACUCGUUGGGCCGUGGAAAGAGCUACCCUCAGGGCAGAGACGGGAGCGGCGGACCUCUCGCUACGCGGCGUAGUAGAGACUAUGCUGGGUAGCGAGAGAAAAUGGAAGGCGGUGGCCUCCUUCUGCGAAGCAGUCAUGUCGCGGAAGGAGGAAGCAGAGGGAGAGCGAGAGGCAGCUGUUGACGCUCCUCCGCUACGACGAAAGCGGCAGGGUCUAAGGCGGAGAGCGUACGCUCGCCUCGAGCCCUAG
This is a messenger RNA of Leguminivora glycinivorella, 1494 nucleotides long. RefSeq lists its product as uncharacterized. Bases 1 to 1494 code for a protein of 497 amino acids. The transcript is spliced from 3 exons. The record is from RefSeq and is a predicted model, not a curated record. NCBI's taxonomy places the organism in Eukaryota, Metazoa, Arthropoda, Insecta, Lepidoptera, Tortricidae.